AUGCAAAUAACAAUGACAUCUGCCGAUGAACAGUUAUCGGAAUGUCGUGAAGUAUUUUGUUACUUCGAUUCAAAGGGAGAUGAACGGAUAGGAGUAACACAAGUUGGUGAUGUUCUUCGUGCACUUGGACAAAAUCCAACAGAAGCUGAGAUCCAGAAAUGUUGUUCACAUUGGACUGAUCCUGAAACUCGUAUUACAUUCGAAGAUUUUGUCCCCAUUUAUCAGUCAGUGAAUAAAUGUCGCGAAAACCAUACUCUAGAAGAAUUCGUGGAAGGAUUGUCUCAUUUUGAUAAAGAGGGAAAUGGCUUAAUCAAUAUUGCUGAAUUGCGACAUCUUCUAACAACUCUCGGCGAACGUUUGUCAGAUGAAGAAGUUGAUCAACUUCUGGCUGGCCAUGACGAUUCACACGGCAAUGUAAACAUUUCCGAUUUUGUACGAGCCAUUAUGCAUGCCUAA
Brugia pahangi is the source of this 456-nucleotide messenger RNA. The record is from the annotation of a GenBank genome assembly. NCBI's taxonomy places the organism in Eukaryota, Metazoa, Nematoda, Chromadorea, Rhabditida, Onchocercidae.